AUGGCGCUUGGCUCAUUACAAAACGUGUGCUUGUCCCAUUGGCAGGAAAUUGCUGCAAAGUUGCAGGGACAUGGUGCUAGCCGACCCGUCGAUGGAAAAUCUCUUGAUCUAGCUACUGUCGUUGCAGUAGCAAGAUAUGGCUUGUCUGUUCAAAUUUCUGAACAAAGUAUUGAGGCGGUUAUCAAGAGCGCCGACAUGGUUCAAGCAAGUAUUGCUAGAGGAGAGGUCGUAUAUGGUGUGAACACUGGCUUUGGUGGCAGUGCCAACACCCGGACAAAUGCUGUGGAGGAGCUCCAGAAGAACCUCCUGCGUAUGCUACAGUUCGGUGUUGUCUCAGGACCACGACCCAUCAAACCAGUCCAGGAGGCGUCGCACGAUGAAGGCUUGAAUAGCCUGAUUCAUGAUUCGGCUCUGCCUCUUGACGAUCCAGUAGCUGCGACAUCGAUGCCAGAGUCCUGGGUCAGAGCUUCUAUGCUAAUUCGCCUGAAUUCGCUCGCUUCAGGUUUCUCAGGCGUGCAGGAGAAUACCAUUCGGACUUUGCAGAAGAUCCUCGAGGUCGGAAUCACUCCCCAAGUACCUCUCAAGGGAAGCAUUUCAGCGUCUGGAGACCUCAGUCCACUCUCCUAUGUUGGAGGCGUUAUUUCAGGAAAGCCUGGCUUGAACGUAUGGACUCGAAACGCCAAUGGCGAACGAUCGUUGAAGCGAGCUGACGUUGCGCUCGCUGAGAAAGGCAUCCAACCCGUCACGCUAGGUGCGAAGGAAGGUUUAGCACUUGUGAAUGGCACAGCCUUCUCCUGUGCAGUUGGGUCACUAGCGUUGCACGAUGCUCUAGGGCAAGCAUAUCUCGCGCAGGCUCUUACAGCAAUGACUGUUGAAGCUCUCUGUGGCACAGACGAGAGUUUUGACAAGUUCUUUGCGGAGGUGAGACCCCAUCCUGGUCAAGUCGAAUCAGCUCAGAACAUUCGCGCCUUUCUGGAGAAGUCUCAGCUUGUUCAACACAGUGACAACGCUGAAGAAGGCGAAUUGCGUCAAGAUCGAUAUGCCGUGCGGACAGCAUCGCAGUGGAUCGGCCCAGUGUUAGAGGACUUGCACCUUGCAUAUCAACAGAUCGCCAUAGAGAUGAAUUCGACCACCGAUAACCCUCUAAUCGACCCCAGCCAAGGGGGCAAGAUGUUGCAUGGAGGCAAUUUCCAAGCACGUGCUGUCACAAGUGCGAUGGAGAAGACCAGACAGUCACUACAGACGAUCGGUCGAAUGCUCUUCGCACAAUGCACAGAGUUGAUUAACCCUGCAACGAACAAUGGAUUACCACCUAACCUCGUAGCCGAAGAGCCAAGUCAGUCAUUCAUCUGGAAAGGUACGGACAUCAUGGUCGCCGCUUUGCAGGCAGAGUUGGGGUUCUUGGCGAAUCCUGUUGGUAGUCACGUGCAAACUGCAGAAAUGGGCAAUCAAGCUAUCAACUCUCUUGCGCUCAUUUCCGGUCGAUACACUCUGGAAGCGGUCCAAACGCUCUCACAGUUGGCAGCAGCCCAUCUGGUUGCCGUCCUCCAGGCUCUUGACAUUCGCGCCAUGAACGUUAGAUUCCUUGAAUCCUUGCUACCAGCCUGGAGUACCUUGAUAGACGAGAUGUUGCUACCCCAUUUGCAAGCGACGAUAUCUUCCAGUGUGCUCCAAUCUGAGCUUUGGGCGGCUUUCCGAAAAUCAUUGGAAAGCCUUACCCACUUCGACUCGCCCAAGCGAUUCUCUACUGCUGUGGAGUCUUUGCAACCGCUUGUCCUCAAGUUCGUCACUCCUUCUGCCGACGCAAUUCUUGCUCUUCAGUCCUGGACCGAGGAAUGCACUUCCAAAGCACUGGAAAUUUUCCUCAGGCAACGUGACGCCUAUUUCAUGUACCCAGAUGCAACUCCUUACAUCGGAGAGGCCUCAGCCCGAAUUUACAGAUUCGUACGCAAUGAGGUGGGCGUACCUUUCAUUGGGAAUGAGAAUAUCACGUCCCCACGAGGUGAGAUUGACGAGUUUGAUUGGGGACGAGCAGGCUCAGAACAAGACGCCAGAAAAGGAGCGACGAUGGGUGGCAUGAUAACAAAGGUAUAUGAAGCCAUGCGUACUGGCGUUCUGUACCACGUUGUAAUGGACUGCGUAUCCGAUGUUGCUCAGGAACUUGACUCCGUGCAGAUAAAGUCUCUUCCAGUCGAUGGCGUCAGAGAUAUUUGGCCGGCUUAUGCCCGUUCAACCUUUGCGGACCGUAGCAAUAGUAGCGAUUCCGAUUCAACUAGUGGUGACGAUAAAGGUAAAAUCUUCACGCCAGCGCAGGGCUCGAGUUCAAAGGUUACGACAAUCGUAGAUCCUCUUGACGAUUAUAAAAUAGAUUUUAUAAAGAGAGAGGACGAGUCAAAAGAGAGUUAA
Molecule: messenger RNA, 2406 nt
Organism: Truncatella angustata
Lineage: Eukaryota; Fungi; Ascomycota; Sordariomycetes; Amphisphaeriales; Sporocadaceae
Product: putative phenylalanine ammonia-lyase
Exons: 3
Coding region: 1-2406 (801 amino acids)
Biological process (GO): L-phenylalanine catabolic process
Cellular component (GO): cytoplasm
Molecular function (GO): ammonia-lyase activity
Source: RefSeq, a predicted model, not a curated record